Messenger RNA from Melanotaenia boesemani (Boeseman's rainbowfish), 4546 nucleotides. RefSeq names its product tetratricopeptide repeat domain 9B (gene ttc9b). The coding region runs from base 376 to 1113 and encodes 245 amino acids. The record is from RefSeq and is a predicted model, not a curated record. Lineage: Eukaryota; Metazoa; Chordata; Actinopteri; Atheriniformes; Melanotaeniidae. The transcript has 3 exons. Gene Ontology annotation, molecular function: protein binding.
CGCGGCAGGGGUUGUCGUGUGUGCGCUGUCUGUGGUGCUGAAGCUGCGUGUGUCUCUGAGAUUGCAAUCAUCCACACGAGCAUCGUUCCGUGAGAGGACCACAACGACGGGGAGCUGUGCUUCCGACGGCAGGAAUAUUUAAGGCUGAUAAAUUCAAGAUGUUUCGAUCAGCUCCUCUGAUUUAUCGUAAUUCUUUGUAAAAAAAAAAAAAAAAAAAAAAAAAAAAAAAAACGGAAGUUUCUACAUUUACUCUUGAAGCAGAAACUACAAACAGACACGCGCGUGGAGCCGUUUUCUUGGCUGUUUUUCGAGGCUUGUCAUCCCUCCGGUGCCGCCGCCUGCCCAGCCGUAUUUGUGUCCUGUCCCGCAUCCUUUAUGCACAGCACGCUGCUACGGUCCUCCCCGACAAAACACACAUUCGUGUCCGAGCACCAUGGACCGCUCCAACCGCCUUCACUGAGAGACAUGGAAGCUAAACAACACCCUAUAAAAAGCCUAAAAAGCUACCCCGAGACCGGUGGCCGGAGCCUUGCAGCGGCUGCCGGAGGAGACGGAGGAGGGUAUCGCGCCGGUUCAGCUGAGAUGGAGAUGGAUGUGAAGAUUCAGAAAGCCAUCGAUUUCAAGGUGGAGGGUCAUCGCUGCUACAAGGAGAAGAAAUUUCGGGAGGCGAUUGGCAAAUACCAUCGGGCGCUCCUGCAGCUCAAAGGUGUGCAUGUUGUCGACGGGACGACGGGCUCCGAGGUCAACCUGCUCAAUCAAGCCGCGACCAAGCUGACCGAGGAGCAGCGGAGAGCCGUGGAGAGCACCGAGAUCGAGUGCUACGACAGCCUGACAGCUUGCCUCUUACAGUCUGAGUUGGUAAACUACGAGAGAGUGAAGGAGUACUGUCUGAAGGUGCUGAGCCACCAGAGAGACCACUUCAAGGCCAUGUACCGAGCCGGCAUCGCCUUCUAUCACCUGGGUGAUUACGAAUGUGCGCUACGCUACCUACGUGACGCCAAAAACCGAGAACCCACAGACACCAACGUGCUGCGUUACAUCCAACUGACAGAGAUGAAGAUGAGCAAGAGUGGACAGCGGGAACGAGAGAGCGGCAAGGAGACCCAGGGCUAAUCCUUUACCUUUAAAACCUUUCCCCCUCCUACCUUUAACCCCAGCAGUUCUAUCUCACCCUUCCUUCGCCUCCUCUCUUCCUCUACUGACUCCUGACAGCAGCACAGACAGAAGAGACUCUGUCAUCCACCUGGUGACACACAAACAGGACACAUAUCAAGCGCUGUCUGCUUCUCCCUCUUCUUCCUCCUUUCUCCUCAUUUCUCCCUCAGGUGCUGUGGUCCUCUCCCUAGAUGCAGUCAGCAAGCUAACAAGAAGAAAAUCAACAAAAAACAAAGAAGCUGUAUUAUAUUCAUAGAAACCGUCAUUGUGGUGGAGUAAAAAAGGAGCUUCAAGACGUACAUAUGAACAACAGACAUUUACGUGAUUUAGUAAAUGUUUUAAGAGCAUAAAAUGGUUUAUGUUUCGGCACUCUUGCUCUCUUCUGUCUGCCUUCUUUCUCUCUGUCUUAUUUCAAAUUCUCAAGGAGAAUUUAGGGGUUGGGAAGCUCAACCACACCUGCAGGAGGGCAGGGGUGUGUGUGCAUGUGCAGAGACAGUUCCAGGAAUAAGAAUGGGAUAGUGAGGGGGGUGUGUGAGACACAUAUCAAGACCACAGCCCAAUUUGAUUGUACAUCUUAACACUACAGGGCUCACUCAGGCCCCUUGCCCAGACUAUGGGACAGAGUACCAGGAGAAACUUUUCAUUAAGAAGAGAAAAAGCCUGCCUCGUUGCUUAAUCUGUCACUUCUCUGUCCUGGAUGCCAUGUAUCUCAGUUCCUAGACUGUUUAUUUCAAUUCAAGGGCUAAUUCAAGUGUUUGUAAUCUUUCAUUGGGGUUUUUAAUUUGCUGUCAUGCUCAGUAGUAAGCAAUUGAUAAGUAAUUGCAAGUGUGUCUAGCAAGGAGGCACAAUUCCCGAGUGGUUCUUUCUGUUAUCAGGUGUACUGUUGUGGAAACUAGUGUGUCUUGAAUCUGUUGUCUAAAGCCCCUCUUGGGUCAUGUGUUGUGCUAAUGUUCUUGAGAAUCUCGAGGCCCCGCCCUCCCUCCCACUGACCCCCUCAGCUCUCCUGUCAAUGAUGUCACAACGGAAAAUAGCCAAUGAGAUGGGACUUCCAUCCACCACUGUUGGCUAGAGGGAGAUCUGCUGUAACGAGAAACACUUUCUUAAUGGAGGUCCAACUUUGUACCAUUAAUGCUGAAGCUUCCCAGACAUCACUAAAGCACUGUGGAGACUCUGGGCACCGUUAGUGCAGGGAAAACAAUCACACACACACACAUCUGUCCUGAUAGUCCAAACCACAACAUGGGGGCAUUUAGCUUUAAUGUGCUUCAAUAAGAGUGAGCCAUUUGAAAUUCUUGCUCACAUUUUAUUGUAUUCUGAUACAUAAACAAUCAAUGAUUGAUCAAACUCUAAAGAUUGUUUCUAAAACAUACAUGUUUGGACAUGGACAUGCAACAACACUGGAUAUUACUGAAGAUAGAGUUUAUGCACAUCCAUUACCAGCAGUCAAACGGUGCCGCUGCUUCUCCUGUGAUUUGUGAAGCUCAGUCAUUGAUAAUGCAAACAUCACUUUUCUAAUAGCUUUACCACAGGCUUAAAUCUCCUGCUCUGUUCUGCAGAAGGUUGGAUUGAUAAUUUGUGAAAGCAUGACCUGAAUUUUCCUUGUCUCUGAUGCCAUGAAACCCAGUUUCUUAAUCCUCCUGCAUGAAACGUGCGGCUCCAGAGAGUUAUUUCAGAUGUUUGGGAUAGGGAUUAUAUCUGCUCUGUUGCUUUCUGUCAUGGCAUGCUGCCACUAAAAUUUUUGCUCAUAGCUCUAUUUUAGCUAUUCUGUCUUUUAGGGGGGUAAAAAAAAAAAAGGAUGAUAGGCUGUGAUCACAGCCGAGGAAGAGAUAUCAAAUAUUUCUUGAAAAAGAUAUUCGUUAUUACAUUAGGGUCACCUCCUGCCUUGACUCAGCUGAGAGAGAUUCCACUGCUUAAGAAAUUCAAACAGAGCUGAGGGAGGAAAUCAAAUCAGAGAAAGCUGGAAAAGAUUUUUCCUCCUUAUUUAUUUCAUUGACCUGCUAUGAUGUAGACAGGGAUCUAAGUGUGUCAAUGGAACUCUGGAGAGACGGCACCAUGGGUUGAGGAGACCGGCAUGAUACAGAGAGGCUCCAGUGGAGGGAGAAUUAGGCCAUGACUAAAGCAGCUGCAGCUCUACUGUCUUGGACAAGACAUAGGAAAGUUUAGAAAAAGUUCAUCAUUAGACACCACACAGCCAAAGUAUCUGGGUAUGAGCCCAAAACUGGCUGCUGAUUUCUUUUUAUAGGUAAAUCUAGUUCUUCAACAUGCCAAGGAAAACCUGAUUCACACUGGAAGCUGUACUAUUAAUAUCGUAGUAUUCUUGUAGUAUAAGGGGUCACAUUUUUGCACAUAAGAUUAUAUCAGAAAACCACAAAAAUGCAGAUCACAAAGCACACAAUUGACAGGGAGGCAAAAAGUGGCUUUACAGAAAAGUUGAGAUAAUAUAUCACAAUGACCCACGUUUUAAAAGAAAUGGGAUAACCUAUUUUUACAAACCUUCUUUAAAUUCAAUGCAGAUACGGUUUCAGAUGCUCAUUGAUGCAGAGCCUCCUUUGUUGUAUUUCCAUAUCUAGACUCCAUACAACAGAGCUGUGCUGCUGUAAUAUGGGUGUAAUAUGUGACUUUGUCUUGCUGAAUAAUCAAGGCCUUUCCUUAAAAUGAUGUCAUCUGGACGGCAGCAUGUCCAUUAAUAGUGCACAAAGAUUUAUCGGAAUUUACUAAGAUAUAAUGUAGGUAUUUUCAAAUUGCACUUUGACUAGUUGACAGAUUUUGUUUUGUUUGUUUUUCUGUCAGUCUUUUGAAAAGUUCAACAGUUCCCCAUCUUUUUAAAAGCAAAUAUUGCACACUUACAAACUUUUCCAACUUUUAAAAAACAUGUCGCUGCAAUAAAACUCAAAAUUAGUAUUGAUGAAAACAUAUUUCCCAGUAUCAAGAUUUAAUGAUAAACAUCUUAUAAAAGUACAUUUACAUAUAACACAUGCUUAUGGCCAUGUAAUGAUGUGUGGCUCAUCAAUAUAACACUGUUUAAGUAAGGACUCCAUCACCACAGAGUUUACAUUACGUAAAAGUUACAGCUGUCAGAUCCAAACAAAGACACAUUUUCAAGAACUCUAAAUCAAAAACUUUGCAAAACGUUUAUUUCAGUUAUUGUUACAUAACUCUGGGUCAGUCAGGGCAAAAACAUGAGCUGCAGAAGGCUUCUUCUUUCUUGAUGUGUCUCUGCACUCUGUAUUCUGUUUCUGUGUCUCCUGGUUUCCCAAAGGAGAUAAACCAACGGUGAGGAGCAGGAUCUGCAGGCUCGGUCUCCAUGGCUGCAUGGACUGAGUCUCAUCCCCCACGGGGCCCUCGAGGAUAGGUCUCCCCCCUAAUGGUCUUCUCUCCAUAGCACCAGUUU